AUGCCUCCCAUUCAGUCAACAUUCGUCCCUCGCCACGUUCAGGUGCAGAUGGACGCACUCAGGAAGCAAUACCAUGGCCUCGAAGGUCUCAUCUCUAGACUCAACAACUUGACCGGCAGCCCGCUAUCGGUCCAGCAGGAACUAGCCCGCAGCGCACGGGAAGAGUCCAAAGCCAUCGAAUCCAAAAUCGAGGAUUUAAGGCUUCUGGCGGACGAGCAGGACAGAGAAUCAGAUCGUGCCUUGGUCGUGGCGAUGCUGGAAAAGAUCGAGACUCAGUUCAAGCAGCAGCAACAGGCAGUUCGACAGGCGAUCUUGAGCUCCAAACAGACCAUCGAUAGGGAAACAAAGUCAGAGCGGGAACUAUUGUUGAAGGGAUCCAAGUCAGCCAUUGAACUGAGUCAGAUCCGUCGACGCGGAGCAGGUCAAGGAAAUGACAGCGAGUACAUGCUCAAUACCAGCAAGGAACACAACGAAAGUCUUAGCAGGACCCUCAAAUUGAUGCAAGAGGAAGUCGAACGGACGGCUCACUCUGCCAAAGUCAUUGACGAGUCAGCAACGGUGUUGAGGGCAACAGUGGGCGAAUACCAUGCCUACGACGAGGUUCUGAAGCGAGGCAAGGGGCUCAUCACAAAGCUGAACCAGGCAGAUUGGACGGACCGGUUGCUCAUUGGUUUUGGACUCUUGGUGUUUUCGCUUGUCGUGAUGUAUAUCCUCAAAAAGCGUAUCGCUGAUCGUGGAGUCUCGUUGGUCGGGUACCUCUUUAUGCCCCUUCGGUGGUUUUUCUCUCUCUUGAUGCCAUCCUUGCGAGCUAUACCUCCUUCCCCUGAAGCAGCGUCAGAGAUGGCCGGAGUGAUUAUUGAGAAAGCAGCGGUGGCGGGUACACCAGUAAUCAAGGCAGCGGUAGAUCAGAUCCAGAUGUCAGCAAGGAUGGCCAAGGCUGCCGAAGCUGCGGCUGCGGCUGCGGCUGCAGCAUCAGCAGCAGCCAGUCAACGGGCCGCCGCUGCACCCACCAGCGCCGUUCAAGGAAUCCUUGGAAUUUUGGAUAAAAUCGUCGGAGAAUAA
Molecule: messenger RNA, 1062 nt
Organism: Linnemannia hyalina
Lineage: Eukaryota; Fungi; Mortierellomycota; Mortierellomycetes; Mortierellales; Mortierellaceae
Source: the annotation of a GenBank genome assembly